GUCUUAAAAGGAAAAACAAAUCUAAAACUGCCGUUAACAACAAAGACCGUACGUUGGUUUGGACCCAAUUACUACGACUGCUGUAGUACUGUAGUGUUAUUCCCCCCCUUGGCGUUCUCCGCCUAUGUCUAUCCAUAUAUCCCUCACACACAGUCAUCACAGGUGUUCUCAAUAACAACUAACUAAGUAACUAACUAACUUAUAUUGUUUGAUCCAUCAAAACAACUCUGUGUAUAUUUAUGGCUUUAUUGUCAGUUCAGUCAUCAUCUGCUCUGUAUUUUGGUGGGUCCAUUAUUUCAUCAAAUUUUAGACCGUCUUGUUCCUGUUCCACCCGGUUCACAGAUUCCAGAUCCUCUGCUACUAGUUUCAAAACUUCCGGCUUAUCAUUCACGCCACCACCGGUUCAUUCCUCAUCCCGGUUUUCUAAUUCAUCACGCCCAGGAAAAGUGCAGGCAAGUGUUCAGGGAUCAUCUGAACCUGAUGAAUCCUCACUUGUGGUCUGCUUUGGUGAAAUGCUUAUAGAUUUCGUCCCAACAAUAAACGGGCUUGCGUUAGCUGAAGCCCCUGCCUUUAAAAAGGCACCUGGUGGUGCACCCGCAAAUGUUGCUGUGGGUAUUUCUCGUCUCGGUGGCUCAUCUGCUUUCAUCGGGAAGGUUGGAGAAGAUGAGUUUGGUUACAUGCUUGCUGAUAUUCUAAAGGAAAAUAAUGUGAAUAAUGAAGGAAUGAGGUUUGAUCCUGGUGCUCGUACUGCUUUAGCUUUUGUCACUCUGAAAAACAAUGGGGAACGUGAAUUCAUGUUUUACCGAAAUCCUAGUGCUGAUAUGCUUUUACAGGAAUCUGAACUUGAUCUUGAUUUAAUUAGGAAGGCAAAGAUCUUUCAUUAUGGUUCUAUAAGUUUGAUUACUGAACCAUGCAAGUCAGCUCAUAUUGCUGCCACAAAGGUUGCAAAGGAUGCCGGUGUUCUUUUGUCUUAUGACCCCAAUUUGAGACUUCCUUUGUGGCCGUCUGCAGAGAGUGCCCGAGAAGGAAUCUUGAGCAUAUGGGAUACAGCGGACAUUAUCAAGAUAAGUGAAGACGAGAUUGAAUUUUUGACAAAUGGCGAAGAUCCGUAUGAUGAGAAUGUUGUCCGUAAAUUAUACCAUUCAAAUCUUAAAUUGCUACUUGUUACAGAAGGACCAGAUGGUUGCAGAUACUACACAAAGGAGUUUAGUGGAAGAGUGAAUGGUAUCAAGGUUGAUCCCGUGGACACGACAGGUGCCGGAGAUGCUUUUGUGGCUGGGGUAUUAUCAAAACUUGCGGCAGAUGUCUCGUUAUUGAAGGAUGAAAAGCGGCUGCGAGAAGCCCUUAGGUUUGCAAAUGCUUGUGGAGCAAUUACUGUGACAGAAAGAGGAGCCAUUCCAGCAUUACCGACUACAGAAGCUGUCAUGAAUGCUCUGCUGAACACUGUUGCAUAAUUCCGGCUGUAUAUUAAUCACUUCCAAGACCACCUCCAAUUUUUCCAGAAUGGUGAGCCAAUAAACAUGAUUGUUAUGUACCAAAUUAAGCUUGCCGUUGUUGUAACUGUUAACUUACGAUCUAGAUAAUUUUGGCUGAUUCAUUCUCAUCAAGUGUAGUCUAAAUAAUACCUUUGUAGAUGGUAAUAAAGUUAUGGGAAUGAAUUCCUCUUUGUACCAUCA
Molecule: messenger RNA, 1676 nt
Organism: Erigeron canadensis
Lineage: Eukaryota; Viridiplantae; Streptophyta; Magnoliopsida; Asterales; Asteraceae
Product: probable fructokinase-6, chloroplastic
Exons: 7
Coding region: 240-1454 (404 amino acids)
Biological process (GO): fructose metabolic process
Cellular component (GO): cytosol; chloroplast stroma
Molecular function (GO): fructokinase activity
Source: RefSeq, a predicted model, not a curated record